AUGGGGCGUUCUGGCAGUUGGGGCCAUGAUCAUGGUCCCGUCUGCUCUUGCUGCUAUUCGCCUCGAUAUAGGCCCUCGAAAACGUCCAGGUUGCCGAGAUCACACCCUGAUGCCCACGUCAGACGCGACAAGCAAGAAGUUCUGUUCAACAAACCAGACUCAGACUUUGAUCUCCCGCUUCGCUGCAAGCCGGCUCAGGGCAAGCUUCUCACACUCACCGACGACGAAAAGUGGGCUGCCUGCUGCCCGCCCGGUUCUCGACUGCUCGGCACGAUUAACACAGCGUUUGACUGCUGUGGCGAGGGUCAUGACUUGGCAGGAAGCAAAGAUACGGGAUGGACAUGUUGUCCUUCGGGCUACGAGGAUGAUGGAACCAAGUGCAAAGACCCAAAGCCUCUCUGUCCCAACGGAAUGGAGCUCGUGGACGGGAAGUGUGUCUGUCCACCCGGGACUACCCAGGCUGCGGAUAGAACCUGUAAGCCAAACACGGCCAAUGGAGGUGAUGGCAAUGGGGGAAACCAGGCCGGAAAGCAUCCUUUAGGUCCUUGUUCAUCAGAAAUCUCCUCUGAUGGACAACGGCGAGUAUCUCGGUUUCAACAAGAAGUGAUCAACCCCGGUGAUCCCAUUCGCAUUCUAGACCUUCACGGUGAACCGAAUAGCGGGAAGGACCCCAACCAGUGGCUCAAUAACGCACAAAACGGAGGCCACAUUGCCUGUACACCCAAGUUUGAGGAUGCCGGCGUAUUCACAAUCAGCAAAUGGACGGAGGGCAAAUACUGCAUCUCAGGCCUGGAGACCGGCGUCGGUCCUACCUGUCCCAGUGAUAGCCCUGCCCUGGUGGCCAAAGUCCUGGUAGUCAGUUCCCAGGUGGACAGUUCCCAGGUGGACAGUUUCCCGGUGGGUACUUUCCUAAUGGACAAAACCCAGGUGAUCGGUUUCCUGGUGGCCAGAACCCAGGUGGUCAGUUUCCCGGUGGUCAGAACCCAAGUGGUCAAAACCCAGGGGGACAGAAUCCCGGUGGUCAGUUUCCAAGUGGCCAGAUUCCCGGUGGUCAGUUUCCUGGUGGCCAGUUUCCUGGUGGCCAGUUUCCCGACGGACAGAACCCUGGUGGACAAAAUCCUGGAUGCCGCUCUCCUCCGACUGGGACACUUACGCCGGGAGGUGGCGCAACUCCGACCUGCCCGCCUGGGCAGCCAUGGAAGGAUGGAACCUGUGUUAUCCCCAUCACCGAUUGUGCUGACCGGGCUCAUCCCGAGUUUGGCGAUACGUCGUAUAAUCCGGCGAACUUCCCCUGUUCCAUUGGUCGGGAGCGUCCGUGCCGUGGUGAGCAAGUUCAAGACUGGAAGCCAGCCAACCUUCCUUGGACUGGCACUCACCGCCAGCCUGGACCCCCUCAGCCUUAUGAAACGACGAUCAACUUUGACUUUGAUGUCAUAA
Molecule: messenger RNA, 1437 nt
Organism: Podospora anserina S mat+
Lineage: Eukaryota; Fungi; Ascomycota; Sordariomycetes; Sordariales; Podosporaceae
Exons: 3
Coding region: 1-1437 (478 amino acids)
Source: RefSeq, a predicted model, not a curated record